ACAGAGGUGGGCAGGUCCCGUUGACACUUGGCUCCAUCCGAGGGGGGAUAUUUAACUUGGGACUGAGCGCGGCGAGCGCGGCAGACGCGCGGUGGCUGGGAAGCGGAGAGGGUUGGGGGGAGAGAGCGCGCACGCCCGGGAGCGAGCGAGCAGAAGCACCGAGGAGGAGAAGGGGGCGCGGAGCGGCCGGGCCCUCCGCCGGAGAACCGACCCAUCCAUCCAGGGCAGGUAGCCGAGGAGAGGACCUCGCCGGCUUUCCUGCGUUUAAGGCAGGCAGGCGCCCCCGCCGUCGCAUCAGAUUCACCACUAGCUGUGGCGGCGGCGGCGGAUCGAGGCGUUCCUCCGGAGGCGGCCCGAGCUGGCCUUGCAGACUGGGGCGCUCGGAGGCUGCCGCUCUCGCUCGCGGCUCAAAAGCUUCUUCAGGAGAGCACGUUGCAAGGCGGCGGCAAGGCGGAGAGCGCCAAACGCGCGCCCACCCAGCCUACUGAGACUGCUCUUCCCACACCUACGCGGCCACACACUCCCAGGAUCCUGACCCCUCUGGGAUAAGAGAUCGGGCUCUCGACGACUGGGCGGUUUUUUUUUUUUUUUUAGCUUUGCAACUUAUUUGCAAAUUGGGUGGCUUUAAAAAAAACACCCACGAAACAACAGCACCGAAACAAGGCAACGCUUUCCCCCGCUAGCCUUCCGAGCCUCGUGUUCUUACGUUCCUCUCGGCGCCUGGACUCGCCGCCCAUCGGAGCUGCGUCGGGGCGAUUUCCUUUGAGGCUUCUGAGUUGUCCUCCUUUCAGCAAGUCGCUCGUUUGGGCCUUUUCGCCUCUCCCGCUCCCGUUGGGAUUUUAUUGGGUGCCUGCGAUUUGGAGUGGUGCGGAGGAUGACCUCGGAGACAGGUUUGGGGGCCUCUGGACCCUUCUAAUUGGGUGCAGAGAAGGUCUGCCCUCCACCCCUCCAGCAAGAUCCCCGCCCCCUCUACUUGACCCACAGCACCCUCUCUGAGAAGAGACUGCAAAAAUGAAGCAAAGUCCUCCGGGCUCCGUUGGGCCGUUUCCUUGGGGAUCUGUGGCUGUUUGAGGGGACGACAACCGAUUGACUGGACUUCGAAUCCCACCCCUCCGAUUGAAAAGGGGGGGCAAUCGGGAAAAGUGGGAAGCCCCCCGCCAACAGCAGCGGGGGAAAAAAUUGGAUCCAUUUCUUGUGACUCUCCCUCUUUUUCUUAAAAAACAAAAGCAAAACCUCUCCUCCGACUCCAACCCCCACCCCUUUGCUGCAGCCAACUCCCCACCCCCCCUUUUCACAGUUCCCCCAUCUAUAAAAGAGGGUUUUAUUCCUGGGCUCUCCGGUCUCACGCCAAACCCUGUCAUACCGUCUAGACAUGUUGUCGUGGGUCUAAGUCCAGCUGUCACCAUGGGGAUGGAGACGGGUCCGCUGUGAAUUUUUUGGAGAGAGAGAAGGACCGAGGUUACCAAGAGCAAAAAGAAUUUGGUUGCCCUUUGGGAAGGCUUGCUUAGAAGGAGGGGGCUAACGGCUGCUUCCCUCCCCCCCCCAGUUCUUCCCUGCCACCCCCUUUUCUUCCUCACUCCCCCUUCACCAUGCUUGCCUAGUGGCAGGGAGAGAUUGCAGAAGGGGACCUUACAUGCGUCUGUCAUCUAACCCCUCCGCGAUCUAUUUAAAGCGAGAGGCCUUGUUGGACUUUGUCUCUGCCUAUUUAUGAAUCCCUUGGACUUGGCAAGUGGGACUGUGGAGUAUUAACAAUCGGUGAAAGGGGGGAGGUGGGAAAGCGAGUCGAGGUCACUGCCUGGCUGUUCCCUUUGGGGAGACCCAUUGUACAAAGUGCCAGCGGACUGGGGCUGAGCUGGGCUAAGGAGAGCAUGAAGGCCCCCCAAGCUCUCUUGCUCUGCUCUUCCUUGGCAGUGCUGUUCCAGCCGGGCUCUUGUCAGCCCUACCUCCGGCUCAGGCCCUCCCCUAGUGACAAUCUGCCUGUCAAGGACAUCAUUGAGCAUCCAGACCCAGAGUAUGACCCCAAGGAGCAAGACCUGGAUGACCGGACGUUGAGGAAGAAGCUGGGGAGCAACUUUGACCCCAACUUCAUGUCUGUGGUUGCUCUGGCCCAGGUCAACCUCUCCAGUUCUGAUCCGCUGCACAGGUUCAAGGUGCUAGGGCCGUUGCCCAGCGAGCUGAAAAAGUUGGACUUGGGCGAGACGCCCUAUGGGACCAGGCUUAAAAUGGGCAAGAAAGCCCGCAGGAAGUUUCUGCAAUGGCUUUGGGCGUAUACUUAUUGCCCGGUGCUGUACACCUGGAAGGAUUUGGGACUGAGGUUCUGGCCUCGUUACAUCAAGGAAGGGAACUGUUUUGCGGAAAGGUCUUGCUCCUUCCCAGAGGGCAUGUACUGUAAGCCGGUCAAAUCGGUCACCAAGACCUUCUUGAGGUGGUACUGCCAAGGGUGGUCAAGACAAAAAUAUUGCACCUGGAUCCCUGUCCAGUACCCUGUUAUUUCAGAGUGCAAAUGCUCCUGCUAGCCUCAUCCUUUGGAUCCCCUGCUGGAUCUAAGAGACCUUCACCGCUCCUGGCUGUGCGUCUAUGUGUGGAUAUUGUGGAUCAGCUCGAGGGGACUGGCCUUAGGAACAAUCCCAGUCCCAUGAGAUUCGUUGGAGUAGGUACUGUUCUGAAAAUCUCGCACGAGGUCUCGUCCAAAAGGCCUUAGCAUCCUGGGAAUCUCCAACCAGAUUGCUGACGGAUAUGACAGGUGUCGGUAAUCUUGCAACCUUGGCUAGGGAUUUUUAUGAUUGAAUCAAGAACUUGAUGGUCUCCUGGUGAACCUUGCUCUCCUAAGAUAAGGACACGGAAACUUUAACACACGAGACCUUGCUUAUUCAUUUCUUGGUCCUCUUACCCCCCACCCAUCCAGCACCCCCUUGCACUGUAUUUUUUAAUUAUUUUAUUUUAUUUGAUAUGGGAAAAACAAAAUCUGAAAGGAACUGCAGUGCAGGCCUGAGAAAAGCUAAGCACUACAAUAAGAUGUUUAUUUUUAUAUCUAUAUAGCAAUCUAACAAAAGGAAAAUUACCGUCCUUUGUAAAUAUAGAGAUUUAAAAGGGGGGAAACAGAUCAGUUUUGUUAUUUUUAUUAUUGCUGUUGUUGUUGUUGUUGUUGUUAUUAUUAUUAUUAUUAUUAUUAAGAAUAAAAUGGUGAUGUUGCAGGACCACAUGUUGAACCCCAACCCUUUCAAAAUGGAAGACUUUUCUUCAGCAAAAGAGGAGAGAUUUUCCUUAUAAAGAUGGUUUAUGAUAUGCAACCCUUCCCCACACAACCCCCUUAGGAAGAUGUUUAAUUUCUGUUUCCUGUAUUUUUGUGUGUUUGUUAUCUUCUGAACUUGUCACUGAUCCUCAGACUAAUUUUCAAAGUUGUCUAGGUUUUUUUAAAAGAAUAUGUAUAUUGAUUAAGGAGAUUUUUUUAAAAAAAAUGUAUGAAGUUAUGAAAGAGUGAUGGAUUGUUUUGCUUUGGAAUACAUAUAGUUAUGUAGAGAUGUUAAAAGAAAUUUCUUGUGUACAGUUUAUUUAUUCUUUGUUUGUGUAUAGGAGGUGAAAAAAAAGCUAGAGAUUAUGCCAGAAAAUAUUGAAAACGUUUACUUUAAUAUUCCUUUUGCAACAUAUCAGUGUACAUAUCAACCAUGACUGAUCAAAACAUUUUUAGCAAUAAACUCUAUCUUUCAAGAAAUACUUCCACUAUGUACUACAGAUCUCUGAGAAAAAGUCCCAGUGGAUUACACCAUGUAUAAAUCCUGUGUAUCAGACAGAGAUCCCACCUGGUGUGAAAUCCAAAGAAAUCUGUUGAUGUUAACCAAGCUGUGCGAUAUAUUUAGACCUCAGAUAAGUGUUGAUCUCUCAAUUUACCAUCAUUCAAAUGUCACAGCAUCUGUGAAAAGUGGGGCAGCAGCGUUAG
Molecule: messenger RNA, 3937 nt
Organism: Rhineura floridana
Lineage: Eukaryota; Metazoa; Chordata; Lepidosauria; Squamata; Rhineuridae
Product: noggin-2-like
Exons: 1
Coding region: 1869-2516 (215 amino acids)
Biological process (GO): dorsal/ventral pattern formation; osteoblast differentiation; negative regulation of cell differentiation
Source: RefSeq, a predicted model, not a curated record